This is a messenger RNA of Haliotis rubra (blacklip abalone), 653 nucleotides long. Its product is annotated as cytidine deaminase-like. The record is from RefSeq and is a predicted model, not a curated record. Gene Ontology annotation, cellular component: cytosol. Lineage: Eukaryota; Metazoa; Mollusca; Gastropoda; Lepetellida; Haliotidae. Gene Ontology annotation, molecular function: cytidine deaminase activity; zinc ion binding. The transcript has 5 exons. Bases 243 to 653 code for a protein of 136 amino acids.
AAAUACCACUAUAUCCCGGGGGACACCAGAAAUGGGCUACACACAUUGUACCCAUGUGGGGAAUCGGAACCCGGGUCUUCAGCGGGACGAGCGAACGCUUUAACCACUAGUCUUCCCCACUGCCCCAUGUCACGGUAUAAUAAGCAGACAGCGUAAAGCCAAUAUUCAAACAUUUGCAACAUUUGAUGUGACCUUAACCCCUGUUGGAAUUCUGUCCCCAAAAUAUUGGCCCUUAGCAACCCAUGGUGGCUGUAAGAGAAGACAUCGUGGAAAAGCUUCAAGAGCUCGUGAAGACGAGUCAUGAGAUGAAGAAAAUGGCGUACUUCCCCUACAGCCAGUUUCCAGUCGGAGCAGCCCUGCUGACAGCUGAUGAGACUAUGUUCACAGGUUGUAACGUUGAAAACGCAUCAUAUGGCCUCGGGAUUUGUGCGGAGAGAACAGCCAUUGUCAAGGCCGUGUCAGAAGGUCAUCAAAAGUUCAAGGCCAUAGCUAUCGCAAGUGAUCUGAAGGAAAGGACCAUUGUGCCAUGUGGUGCAUGCCGACAGGUUCUGAUGGAGGUGAGCCUUCUUUAUCUCUGUUUAUCUCUUUGUUUAUCUCUAAAGCCGGAACUGCAUUCCGGUGCUCAUUUAAAACAGGAGAGGUUUGAGAGAUAA